GCAUUUCAAGUUUUUCGUUUUCGAUUUUCAGUCGGUGGGGACCUCCAAACAUCCUGUUCCGAAACUCAGAUCCUGGAAAUUUCCAAUUUUCCUUAAAGUUCUUCCUUAGAAAAUAAUGAUGAAGCAUUCUUUAUGUCUUGCAAAAUGAUACCUUAAAACUUUUUCUUCAAGCAAAUUUUGAUGGCUCUGUAUUGCUCCUUGAUGCUUCUGUGCUGGACACAACUAAUCUCGGAUCUCCAUGGCUUUGAACGUCUAUAUUAGUGUUUUAGCUUUGUUGUGGUUGUGACUGUGGGAGAUCCUGCUUAAUCCAUCAAGCACAUUACAUCUUCUUUUCUUAAGCAUAUCAACUCGGAGACAAUUUUCCUGAUAAAAUGACGGCAGAAGUUGCAAUUUUACUGCAUUUGGUCCUUGGAGUUCUCGCUUGUUUAAGUGUUCCUCUGGUCAAAGCAGAGGACCCUUACAAAUAUUAUACAUGGACUGUAACCUAUGGAAAAAUUUCUCCUCUUGGUGUCCCUCAACAGGUUAUUCUUAUCAAUGGCCAAUUUCCUGGUCCUAGACUUGACGUUGUGACCAAUGACAACAUUGUUCUUAACCUCAUUAACAAGCUGGACCAGCCUUUUCUCUUGACAUGGAAUGGCAUUAAACAAAGGAAGAACUCAUGGCAAGAUGGAGUACUGGGAACCAAUUGCCCAAUUCUACCAAAUUCAAACUACACAUACAAGUUUCAAACAAAGGAUCAGAUUGGAAGCUUCACCUACUUUCCAUCCACUUCGCUGCACAAAGCCGCUGGUGGGUAUGGAGGUCUGAAUGUGUAUCAGAGACCAGGGAUACCAAUCCCAUUUCCUAAACCUGAUGGUGAUUUCACACUACUGAUUGGUGAUUGGUACAAAACCAACCACAAGACUUUACAACAAUAUUUGGAUUCCGGGAAACCUCUUCCUUUCCCUGACGGUCUUCUAAUAAAUGGCCAGGCGCAUACUUCUUUUAGUGGAGAUCAAGGUAAAACCUACAUGUUCAGAAUCUCAAAUGUGGGCUUGUCAUCCUCAAUCAACUUUAGGAUCCAGGGCCAUACACUUAAGCUGGUCGAAGUUGAAGGUUCCCACACCAUUCAGAUUAUCUAUGAUUCUCUGGAUGUACAUGUGGGCCAAUCUGUGGCUGUCCUUGUCACACUAAAUCAAUCUCCCAAAGAUUACUAUAUUGUUGCAUCCACACGAUUCACAAGUACUGUUCUCACAACAACUGCAGUGCUACACUAUACCAAUUCUCACACCCCAGUUUCUGGUCAAUUGCCUUCUGGUCCUUCUUAUCAAAUAGAUUGGUCAAUGCAGCAGGCCAGAACCUUCAGAUGGAACUUGACAGCAAGCGCGGCUAGGCCCAAUCCUCAAGGUUCAUUCCAUUAUGGGCAGAUAAAACCAUCAAGGACAAUUGUCUUGGCCAACUCAGCCCCACAGAUAAAUGGGAAGCAACGCUAUGCUGUUAAUAGGGUCUCUUACAUUAACUCAGAUACCCCGCUCAAACUUGCCGAUUAUUUCAAUAUCCCUGGGGUCUUUAGUCUGAAUUCCAUUCAAACAGCGCCUAGUGGAGGUCCUGCAUUACUUGCUACAGCUGUUAUGCCAGCUUCUCUCCAUGAGUUUAUUGAAGUUGUCUUCCAAAAUAAUGAGAACACCAUCCAAUCUUGGCACCUAGAUGGUUAUGAUUUCUGGGUUGUUGGGUAUGGUGAAUGCAGAUAUGGUCACGGGCAGUGGACACCGGCCAGUAGGAAUGGCUAUAAUCUAAUUGAUACACUCACUAGACAUACUGCUCAGGUGUAUCCAAAUUCAUGGACCACCAUUUGGGUCUCCUUGGACAACCAAGGUAUGUGGAAUUUGCGGUCUGCAAUAUGGGAGAGGCAGUAUUUGGGGCAGCAAUUCUAUCUCAGGGUCUGGAACCAAGACAAAACCCCAGCCAAUGAAUAUGACAUUCCACCAAAUGCCCUCCUCUGUGGCAAAGCUAAGGGACAACGUGCUUAGGAUAAUUGACGAUUUGUGCAAUCUUCUAUAUUUAUGUAACCUUUUAAUUUUCAGUCAUAAGGGUAUGACUGCUAGGAGAAGAGAAAAAAUGUAGUGCAAGGAAAGCAUUUUGAAAUGUAAACCUGAGUCCAAAUUUCUUACAGGAGCAGUAAGUCAUAUUUCAAACUUCACUAUUGCUUCA
Molecule: messenger RNA, 2190 nt
Organism: Nelumbo nucifera (sacred lotus)
Lineage: Eukaryota; Viridiplantae; Streptophyta; Magnoliopsida; Proteales; Nelumbonaceae
Product: L-ascorbate oxidase homolog
Molecular function (GO): copper ion binding; oxidoreductase activity
Source: RefSeq, a predicted model, not a curated record